Messenger RNA from Acaulospora morrowiae, 456 nucleotides. The record is from the annotation of a GenBank genome assembly. Lineage: Eukaryota; Fungi; Glomeromycota; Glomeromycetes; Diversisporales; Acaulosporaceae.
AUGAUCGAAAUUGACUUGCGGAAAAAGAAAGCCAUAGAAUGUUUGAAUAGUCUGCAAACCAAUUAUGCCGUUCUCGAAAAAAUUCGUCAAUCCAGAAAUGUGUUGACUUCAAAUAGCCUGCCAAAGAUGAGGGAAUUCUGUCGCAGGAUAGAUCAAUAUAAACCAUCCGACUUUGACCGGUUGAAUAUUAUCCAUGUCACCGGGACAAAAGGGAAAGGUUCGACUUGCGCUAUGACAGAAUCAAUCUUGAGGAAUUACCAUACGACAAACACAAAUGAGAAUCAAAAGGCCGCAUCAAGCAGAAUUCGAACAGGCUUGUAUACCUCCCCUCAUCUUGUCGCCGUUCGGGAGAGAAUUCGAUUGGACGGAAGAAGUCUAAGCGAGGAGGAAUUUGCAAGAUAUUUUUUUGAGUGCUGGAAUAAGUUAAAAGCAUCCGCACCACAGGCAAUUACUUAA